AUGAAUGCAAAAGAGUGGAUGAAGUCCAUAAUAAGAGGCUUUAUGUGUCUCUCUGGGAUCAUUGGCAACCACUGGCUGGGUUUUCGCUCUCUGCCGAAAUCCAGAUCUCAACUCCGAACUAACGACAUCCUGUUUGUCAACCUGGCUUUAUCCAAUCUAAUCACAAACUACUUAGUGGACCUGCCGGACACCCUGGACUUUGUAAACCGUUGGCGCAUGGGCAAGAUGUAUUGUGGUGCUUUCAAUUUUUGCUCAAACCUCUCAGAGACCAGCAGCAUUUUCACCACCCUGUUCAUCACCGUUUUCUGGCAUCAGAAGCUUGUGGGCUCUCUAAAACGUGGAGGGGCUCCCGCGCAGAUGGACAAUGUACGCCUUGUUGCAGCAUUGCUGGUAGGGAGCUGGAUUGCAGCUGUUGUGUUCAGCCUUCCACAGUUUUUCUUUGUCUCUGUGACCAUGUGGAAUGAGAGCCUUGUAAACUGCGUAGAAUAUUUUCCCUCUCAAGAAGCCAGGCAAAUCUACGAGACGCUGUACCUUACACUGGCAAACGUGGUUCCAAUUGUUGGGAUAGUGGUUGCAAGCAUACAGAUCGCAGCUACACUACUGCAAAACCAAAAGCGCAUCAAGAACACCACCAGAGCAGGAACCAGAGGAGGUAACCCUCUUGUUGCUGAAGACCAAAGAAGAGCUGCAGGAAGAAAUGCAAUGACAAGCACUACAAACCCAACUCCUCCAGAAUUCUCAAGCAAAAUUAUAACAUCCAACAUCCCCAACCAUGAACAAACGGUCCGAAAGUCACAAGACAGAUCUUUCACAUCUGCAGGGAAUCAGGUGAGGGCUGCCAAGAGUGUGGUAGCGGUGGCCACUCUUUUCCUGAUCUGCUGGCUAAUUCACCUCUUGCUCAGCAUAACUAGCACUGUUUUUCAGUCCACUGUAGUAGAUGAAAUGACCAGCUACAUAGGUGCAGUUUAUACCUGUAUCAUCCCUUACAUUUACCUACAUGGGGUGAAGAAGUUGAACUGCUCAUCCAGAGAUUAA
Molecule: messenger RNA, 1035 nt
Organism: Pygocentrus nattereri (red-bellied piranha)
Lineage: Eukaryota; Metazoa; Chordata; Actinopteri; Characiformes; Serrasalmidae
Product: tachykinin-like peptides receptor 86C
Exons: 1
Coding region: 1-1035 (344 amino acids)
Biological process (GO): neuropeptide signaling pathway
Cellular component (GO): membrane
Molecular function (GO): G protein-coupled peptide receptor activity
Source: RefSeq, a predicted model, not a curated record